UCGUUCCUUCGUCCGCUUCAGUAGAUUACGAGCGCAUCCUCUAUAACCCUCCACAGCGCAACGAGAGCGACGAGGAGUGGAAGAAGUGGGGGAACGACGAAGUCGGUACGCGAAGUCGAGGUGGGCAAUCACGGCUUGAAGCGUUGGAGCCGGCGGGAGGGGACACCACCGCCUCCUCGACACCGCACCGCAAGUGGAGACCCCCAAGCGCCGUCCCCCUUUCUCCACCGGCCUUCUCUUGGACAAGGAGCGCAGCCCCGCUCCCCACGGCGGUCGCGGCGCUCUCCCCUCAGCCGGUGGUAGCUCCUCCGACCUCCUCUUCCUCGCCGGCGGUGGGAGAGGACUCUCCCCCUCCUUUUCCCCUGCCCUAUUUUGGUUAAUUAGCUUAACCGUCCCCACCUCCCCCCUGUUCUCCCUUUUUCUCGUGUUACGUGAAUAACCGAUAGAGAAAGGAAGAUGCUAACUAUUAAGAGAGUCCCGACCGUGCUCUCAAACUAUCAGGAAGAUUCCGGCGAGCCCCGCGGCUGCGACCGAAACUGCCUCAGCAAGUGCUGCUUGGCAGUCUCCAAGCUUCCGCUUUAUGCCUUCGAGAGCGACGCGAGGCCCAAAAUUUCUUCCCCUGGUGACGACGAACCACCGUCCGACUUCUUCCUCAACACCCUUUUGCUGGGACAGUGGGAGGAUUGGAUGAGCCGUGGGCUGUUCCGGUACGACGUGAUGGCAUGCGAGACUAAGGUGAUCCCUGGGGAGUAUGGCUUCGUUGCGCAGCUGAACGAAGGCCGCCACCUCAAGAAGAGGCCGACUGAGUUCCGCGUCGACCGCGUCCUCCAGCCUUUUGAUCGUGCGAAGUUUAACUUCACCAAGGUCGGCCAGGAGGAGGUCCUGUUCCGCUUCGAGCCCGGGGAAAGUGGCAGUGGCCGCUUAUUAGAGGAUGAUGCAGUUGGUGACGCCAACGCCCCCAAUGUUGUUGCAAUCAAUGUGAGCCCCAUUGAGUAUGGUCAUGUGCUGCUGAUUCCCCGCGUGCUCGACUGCUUGCCUCAGAGGAUUGACCCUGAUAGUUUCUUGCUCGCCCUUCAUAUGGCAGCGGAAGCAGGGAGCCCUUACUUUAGGCUCGGGUACAACAGCUUGGGUGCCUUUGCCACCAUCAAUCAUCUGCAUUUCCAGGCUUAUUUCUUAUCCAUGCCCUUUCCUGUGGAGAAAAAUUCCACUCAAAGGAUUCCAAUUGUUGGAGGUCUGUCCCAUAAUGGAGUGAAGGUCUCACGAUUGCUGAAUUAUCCCGUGAGGGGUCUUGUUUAUGAGGGAGGAAAUACUUUGAAGGACUUAUCCGAUGUAGUUGCCAACUCCUGCAUCUGUCUCCAAGAGAACAAUAUCCCAUUUAAUGUUCUUAUAUCUGACUCUGGCCGGAGGAUCUUCCUCUUUCCCCAGUGUUAUGCUGAGAAACAGGCACUGGGUGAAGUGGGCCAGGACCUUUUAGAUACUCAAGUGAAUCCAGCUGUGUGGGAGAUCAGUGGGCACAUAGUCCUGAAGCGGAAGAAAGAUUACGAUGAGGCAUCAGAGCACUAUGCAUGGAGGCUCUUGGCUGAGGUCUCCCUCUCGGAGGCAAGGUUUGAAGAAGUGAAAGUGUACAUCUUUGAGGCCACUGGUCUGGUGGAGUCUGAGAAGGAAAAGAUGGAGCCAGGAGAUGACAGAGGAGCCCCAUUUCAAUCCCCAUCCCCAGUGGGCACUGCUUCUCCUCACCUGAAGGUUGCCUGAUUCUUCUGAAUUGCCUACUGAUUUGCUUCUGCCUACCUACCAAGAAGAAUGAGAGCACCAAAGUUCUGUCUUCCGUGUGUUUGUGUUGUGUAACACUGGGUCUUUUGACAAGGCAAGUGUGGUUCUCAUGUAGCUUUGAACCCACUGCUGAUUCAAGACUUCCAUUGUCCACUGAUAUUUAUGAACAGUAAUGACAGCAACUUUCUCCUUAUGCUUGUUCUUCA
This is a messenger RNA of Musa acuminata subsp. malaccensis (wild Malaysian banana), 1976 nucleotides long. The record is from RefSeq and is a predicted model, not a curated record. Lineage: Eukaryota; Viridiplantae; Streptophyta; Magnoliopsida; Zingiberales; Musaceae.